This is a messenger RNA of Anarrhichthys ocellatus (wolf-eel), 6540 nucleotides long. RefSeq names its product collagen alpha-3(VI) chain-like. The transcript has 12 exons. The record is from RefSeq and is a predicted model, not a curated record. The coding region runs from base 317 to 6442 and encodes 2041 amino acids. Lineage: Eukaryota; Metazoa; Chordata; Actinopteri; Perciformes; Anarhichadidae.
CCAUAUCUCCUCUGGUUCAAGACCGGGAGGGUGUCCGUCUCUUUCAGUCUCAACCAUUUCCUUCCUUCACUCAGGACCCCUGUUUCUGCACAUCUCCUAUCAGUGACCUUAUCACAGCUUUGCUCAGCCGCCUUCCUUUGGGAGGAGCUGAAAAAAGCCAGCAGGGGGAAUUUGUCAGGAGGAUAAUGCCCAAAAGUCACGCUUGCAGGCAUUUUACAUAACUGAUAAUAUACCGAUUUUUUUCUUCGAAAACAAAUAGAGUGGAGUACGGCUACUUCAGCUCAGGGUGUCCCCUUGGCUGUUUUGGUGAGAGAAGAUGAGGAGGCAUCGGUUGUUACCGCUAUGUGCCCUCCUGGGCGUCCUGUUUGCAGGGCUCCUCCCUAACCUUGAGGCUCAGGAAGAUUGUGCACAAGGGUUGGAAGCUGAUAUAUACUUUCUAGUGGAUUCAUCUUGGAGUAUGGGCAAGGAGAACUUUGAACAUGUCAGACAAUUUCUGUAUAGCUUGAUACAAUCACUUCACCAGGCUGGAGGGGACAGGUUUAAAUUUGCCCUCGUGCAGUACAGUAACAAGCCUCGAACUGAGUUCCAGCUGAACAGCUACCCAACAACACAGGGAGUCCUGGCACACAUCAAGGCUAUGCCGUACCGUGGCGGAGGCACCCGGACUGGCCUGGGCCUGGAUUUCCUGAUUCGUACACACUUGACCACUGCUUCGGGCAGCCGCGCUGUUGAAGGUGUGGCCCAGGCGGUGGUGGUGCUAACGGAUGGGCGCUCCCAGGAUGACGUGGCCGAGCCGGCUCAGGUGCUGUGGCUGGCAGGCGUGGAGGUGUUUGCGGUCGGAGUUCAGGAUGCGGUUGACUCGGAGCUCAGGGAGAUGGCUAGCAAGCCCCAUGACAUUCAUGUAUUCAGUGUAGACACUUUCCUGACUUUGAGGGAUAUAAUCCAAGAUUUAGUAGUGGGGCUUUGUGACGCAGUGACCCGGUCAGGGGGUGGUCCUGUGGCAAACGAGGCCCCCGUGGCUGGAGGAGGGACAGCACAAGAAUCAGCUGACCUAGUACUCUUAAUUGAUGGAUCACAGAACGUUGGAGCAGCAAACUUCCCCUUUGUGCACGAUUUGGCUUUGAGAAUCAUUGAGCGCCUUGAUGUGGGCAGGGACACUGUUCGGGUGGCCUUGGCUCUGUACAACGGCAACCCGCAGAUAAAGUUCUAUCUAAAUAGCUAUGACAGCAAGUCAUCAGUCCUGGAAGCGGUGAAGGGCCUUGCCUACUCAGGGGGUGACGAGUCUAACCUGGGGCUCGCCUUGGAGGAAGUGGCAAAGAGCCUGUUGAGCCAAACAGCUGGGGGCAGGGCAGACGAGGGUGUGCCCCAGAUCUUGGUGGUUGUCAGUGCUGGGCCAUCCACUGAUGAUACUGGUGCCGGUGACCGGGCCCUUAAGAGGGCCAGUGUUAUCACAUUCGGCAUAACGAUUGGUGACACUGCCACUGCUGAUCUGGAAGCAGUUGCUACAGAUAAAAGUUUUGUCCUGUCGACCCCUGAUUUCAGAGCAGUGGCGAGCAUGGGUGACCAGCUGCUCCCAUACAUUAACGGGGUGGUCCAGCGCACCAUUAUAGUUCAUAACGAGUUCACAGAAGUUGUGGCUGUGGGACAACGAGACAUCAUCUUCCUAAUUGACAGUACAAUGGGUGCAACGAUCAUCAACUCUGUGCGCGAAUUCAUCAGACGGUUUGUCGACAUCAUGCCAAUUGGCCCAGACCAAGUACAAGUGGGUGUGGUCCAGUUCAGCAAUAUCCCUCGACUUGAGAUGGAUCUCAACUCCCAUGGAUCCAGGGAGGAAUUAACUGCUGCUCUGGGCUCUAUCAAACCAAGGUCUGGCCAGACAAUCAACAUUGGAGCAGCCUUGGACUUUGUGCGGACGAAUAUGCUGCGGUCUGAGAAGGGAAGUCGUAUUCAACAGGGGGUACCCCAGGUUUUACUGUUGAUGACCAGCAAAACGUCCAGUGACAGUGUGGAGGCACCUGCUAUGGCCCUGCAGCGACUGGGUGUAUUGACUCUAGCUGCAGGCUCCAAAUCGGCUGACGAGCAGGAGCUGCGAAAGAUUGCCUUUGCGGACAGCUUUGUAUUCCAUAUGAGGGACUUCCGCUCACUGGUUCGCAACCCAAAGGCAAUCGUUAAUGCUCUCUCCACUUUAGCUGGGGUGGUGGUGACUGAGGUACCCACUGAGCCAGUGAUGGAGAUAACUACAGUGCAGACUCAAAAAGUGGUCCGAGACAUUGUCUUCCUUGUGGAUGGCUCAAACUACAUUGGCAGCAGUAACUUGCCCUAUGUGCGAGACUUCAUGAUCAACGUGGUCAACCAGCUGGAUGUACGUCCUGAAAGGGUUCAGAUUGGUCUCCUGCAGUUUGCUGAUCGUCAAAAAAUUGAAUUUUACCUAAACAGCUACAGCAGCAGGCAAGAUGUUGUGAACAAAAUCUCUCAACUCAGGCUGACUGGAGGCUCAGUUUUGAAUACAGGAGCUGCAUUGGACUAUGCCCUUGUCAACAUGUUCAAGGCAUCAACUGGCUCACGCAGGAGGCAGGGAGUUCAGCAAGUGUUAGUUCUGAUUACAGGUGGUCCAGCCCAGGACCAAGUUAAAUCGGUAGCCGAUAAAUUGGCUCUGUCUGGAGUUUUGACUUUCACCGUCACUUCUGGACAAGCAGAUGAAGCCCUUAUGAAAACAGUUGCCUUUGUUCCAGAUUUGGCUUACCAUGAAACAAGCUUCUCUAGUUUGCCAGCUAUGGCAGAACUAAUCAUGCCAAAGUUGAUAACAGUAGUUGGCGAUACAGAUGUGACAACAAUCCUAGAGGAAACUGUUGUUGCUGGAGCUGAAAGGGAUGUUGCCUUUCUCAUUGAUGGCACAGAAAAUGUUCAAGCAGAUUUUGCCUACAUCCGGGAUUUUAUCAUUAAAGUCAUUGAACCACUUGACAUUGGAACUGACAGGGUGCGAGUUUCAGUGGUUCAACACAGCGAGAGGCCAACUCCAACUUUCUACCUUGACACUUAUCAAACCAAAGAUGAUGUAAUAAGAGCUGUCAACGGAAUGACACUGGCUGGUGGACGUAGCCUAAACACAGGAGCUGCUCUAAGAUUCAUGAAGGACACCAUCUUGUCCGAAAGGCAUGGUAGCCGGUCUGCGCGAAAUGUCCCUCAGUUUCUAAUCGUUUUGGCUGGAGGCAGGUCCAAGGAUAACGUGAAGGAUUCUGCUGGUGCGCUGAAAACACAGGGAGUCGUACCAUUUGGUGUUGGUGUUAAGGAUGCAGACCCAAAGCAGAUUGAGGCCAUUUCACACAACCCUUCCUUUGCCUUUAAUGUGAAGGAAUUCAGUGAGCUUAGCAGCAUACCACAAAGGCUCAAUAACUAUGUGGGACUUCCAAGGGAAGAGCUGACCCAAGUUCUACAACAAGCACAAAGCAAUGCUGCAAAAAGAGAUAUUGUGUUCCUACUGGAUGGCUCAGAUAACACAAGAAAUGGAUUCCCAGAGUUAAAACUAUUUGUUCAGAGCAUAGUUGAGAGCCUCUCUGUCAGUAAGAGCCAAGACAGAGUGUCUGUGGUUCAGUUUGCUGAUAAUCCUGAGAUCAACUUUUAUCUGAAUGCUCACAAGACAAAGAAUGACACCAUAAAUGCCAUAGAUAAUUUACGGCACAAGGGUGGGAGGCACCAUAAUAUCGGGAGAGCUCUCCAGUUUGUGAGGCACAGUGUCUUCACUUCCUCAACGGGCAGUAGAAGACUAGAAGGUGUGCCCCAGAUUUUAAUUCUCAUCAGUAGUAAACCAUCCACCGAUAAUGUGAGAAGCCCAGCCUUUGCUCUUAAAGAGCAUGGAAUUGUGUCAGUGGGGAUUGGAGUGGGAGAAGCCAAUACAAAGCAGUUGGAAAUGAUUGCCUACAAACCUGGUUUCACAUACAAGGUCACUGAUUUCUCCAAGUUGCCCUCAAUCCAAUCACAACUUGUUGUUACACUGAACAUAAACAAAGAAACAGGGGAAACCAUGACUGGAAUCUCUGAUUUAGUAGUUGAAUUAGAGUCCCCUCAAAGAGACAUAGUGUUUCUAUUGGAUGGGUCUGAUGACACACGGAGUGGCUUCCAAGCAAUGAAACAUUUUGUCCAAAGAGUGGUAGAAAGCCUCAGUGUUGGUGAGAACAAAGACCGUGUCUCUGUGGUCCAGUAUAGCAGAGAACAACAGACACAUUUCAGUUUGAACACCUACAAAGAAAAACAAAAUGUUCUAGCUGCUGUCCAACAGUUGAACCAUAAAGGAGGCAGACCCCUCAACACUGGGGCAGCUCUUGACUAUGUGAGGAAAAAUGCUUUCGCUGAAAACUCUGGGAGUCGACAUCAAGACGGUGUCCCUCAGAUAUUGAUUCUGCUGAAUGGGGGAAGAUCUCAAGAUGAUGUUGCAAGUGCCAUUGCGGCUCUAAAACAGGACAAAGUUGUUCCAUUCUGUGUAGGAACAAGAAAUGCAGACAUACUUGAGCUUCAAAUGAUUGCACAUAAUCCUUCCUAUGCGUUCUCUGUGCUUCGGUUUGAUGAUAUUGAGAGCAUCCAUCAACAACUUGUGUCAUUUGUAAAAAGGGUGCCUCGACAGCAGCCAAGACUAAAACCACACAAUGUAUUAGUUUCUGUAGAUCAAACUGAAUCCAUUCAACAUGAUAUUGUAUUUUUACUGGAUUCCUCGGACGAAAUGCAAAUCUUUUUUAAGGCAAUCCUUGGCUUUGUUGGGAGAAUGGUGGACAAAUUCAAUGUGGAGGAGAACAAAGAUCGUGUUUCAGUGGUGCAGUACAGCAGACAACCCUCUGUUGAAUUUUUUCUGAACACGUACAAAACACAGCAGAAGGUUGCUGACAAUGUGCGAAUUCUGAAGCAUAAAGGAGGCAGAACCCUCAAUACCGGUGCAGCCCUUCAGUACGUCAAGGAUAAUGUUUUCAAUGCCUCUUCUGGAAGUAGGCACCACCAGGGCGUCCCUCAGAUUUUGGUUCUCUUAACUGGCGGACGGUCAAAUGAUGAUGUCAGACAUGCCGUGGAGAACUUGAGAGGAAUUGGUGUGAUGUUAUAUGUGGUGGGAACAAAGAAUGCCGAUACCCUUGAGAUUCAGUCUAUUUCACAGGAAGCCAGUCAUGCUUUCUUUGCAGCAGAAUCCAGUGAUCUGUCAGACAUUGAACAACAUGUAUUUUCUGUCAUUAAGAAGGGUGUAACCACUUCUAUCAAAGCAGUAAUAAAUGAUACUGAGAAACAUGAUGUAGUAUUUCUUAUUGAUGGAUCACAUGACUCACGAAACGGCUUUGAAGAGAUACGAGGCUUUGUUAAACAAAUGGUAGAAAGUUUAAACAUAGACGAGAACAGAGACCAAGUGGCUGUUGUUCAAUACAACCGUGUCGCCACAGUCAAUUUCUACCUGAAUUCCUAUUCAUCCAAGAGCGAUGUGCUCAAUUCCAUUGGAACAAUAAGGCAUAAAUCGGGGAGACCCCUCAACAUUGGCAAAGCCCUUGAGUUUGUCAGACACAAUGUCUUUGCUGCUUCAGUUGGAGGUAGAAAUGCAGACUCAGUCCCUCAAUAUCUGUAUGUAUUUAGUGGUGGGAGAUCCGGGGAUGAUGUCAGAGGACCAGCACAGUCUCUCAAAGAAAAUGGGAUAAAGACUUUUACUAUUGGAACACAGAAUGCUGAUACUUUGGAAAUGCAAACCAUCUCUUUCACGCCUGCACAUUAUUUUCAUGUCAUAGAAUUUAACAAUCUGCAAAGCAUACAUCCAUCUGUGGAGGCCACAUUGAGGGGUACUGAAGACACAACUGAAUUUCCAACUGUUAUUGACACUAUUGGAAAAAUAAUACUCCAGAGCGCCGAUGUUGUUUUUCUAAUUGAUGGAUCUGAUGACAUGCGAGCAAGUGAAAGACACAUUUUGGAUUUUGUCAUAGAGCUUGUCAAGCAAAUGGAAAUUGGGCCAAGCAAAGUGCAAGUUGCAUUGAUUCAGUACAGCACAGAGCCCACUACUGAUUUUCUCUUGAAAACGCACUCACUGAAAGACGAUGUCUUGAGUCAUUUGAGCAAUGUAAAACUGAAAGGAGGGUCCACCGUGAACACAGGUGUUGCCCUUGGUUAUGUGAAGAACAAUGUGUUCACUGCUUCAUCUGGAAGCAGAGCUCAGCAGGGAGUCCCACAGAUACUCAUUCAUUUGAGUGGAAGAAAGUCAGAAGAUGAUGUUUUAGGUCCUGUGGACAAACUGAGAAAUGUUGGAAUUGUCCUUUUCAGUGUUGGAGUGAAUGAUGCUGAGAGGCUGGAGAUGAAACAAUUAGCCCACAGUCCUAAAGCAGAGUAUUUUAUCAAGGAGAUUUCUGACUUUCCUCUUGUGAGCGAACGACUGCUCUCAGACAUUGUAUCUUACAAAGGCACUGUCAGCACUGGUGUAGGUGAGUGAAAAUCGUACUUACUUAUCAGUUACAUCAACAGUAAUCAGAUUUCAUUUGAAUUGUUAACCAACACAAAUUUGCUUGAUUGUGAACAUUUCUAGGUUCA